Coccidioides posadasii C735 delta SOWgp is the source of this 963-nucleotide messenger RNA. RefSeq lists its product as uncharacterized. The record is from RefSeq and is a predicted model, not a curated record. Gene Ontology annotation, biological process: mitotic DNA replication termination; site-specific DNA replication termination at RTS1 barrier. Gene Ontology annotation, cellular component: nucleus. NCBI's taxonomy places the organism in Eukaryota, Fungi, Ascomycota, Eurotiomycetes, Onygenales, Onygenaceae.
AUGGGUAAUGAUGGCGGAAGUAUUCCAACUCGUCGGGAGCUUGUCAAAGAAGCCGCCAAAGCCCCCAGCGCAUCGCAACUAAAAGAAGCCCAGCGUGAACAACUUGAGCAUUUCUGGACAACUUGUCCGCUGUCGCAUAAAGAACUUCUUCCACCAAUAGUAUCAGAUUCAGUCGGAAAUUUAUAUAACAAGGACACUAUUCUCCGUUUUCUGCUUCCCGGAGAUGAGGUUGAAGGAAUAAGCUCCAAGGCGGACUGCGAGGAGAUCUUGUGUGGGAGGGUGAAGGGUCUCCGUGAUAUCGUUGAGGUUAAGUUUGAGGUUGACGAUGUUGCUGUAGACGCCGAAGGAAAAAAGAAGAAGCGGUUUAUCUGCCCCGUUACUAAUAAAGAGCUUGGCCCCAGCGUAAGGUCUGUGUAUCUUGUGCCGUGUGGCCAUGCCUUCUCCGAAGAAGCUAUCCGUGAAAUGAAAUCGGACAAAUGCUUACAGUGCACCGAAUGCUACCAGGAGGAAAACGUCAUUCCCAUACUUCCUACAAAAGAGGCCGAAAAGGAACGUCUCAAAUCGCGUAUGCAAAAGUUGGCUGGUGAAGGCCUCACCCAUUCACUGAAAAAGGCGCCGGGUUCCAAAAAGCGGAAGAAAAAUGGAUCUGAUCCCACUGUCGCCAAAGGCGAGGCCGUUAUUGAUGGUACAAAAACAAAGGAUUCGUCCACUCCUGGUAGCGGACCUAUUAGCAGAACCUCCACCCCCAUCCCAUCGACAGUCAGUGGAAUCAAAAAUGCUGCUACCGCAAUGUUGACAAACCGCGUUUUGGAAGAAGAGAAUGAACGCAAAAAACGGAGAAAACAGAUGGGAAAUAGCGAGGCAUUGCAGAGCCUUUUCACAUCAAGCUCGAAGAAUCAGCAAUCGAAGGACGGCGACUUUAUGACCAGAGGCUUUACUAUUCCGUCUGGAGCUAGGAGAUGA